GAUGACUGUGGGAAUCUCACUCGUCAGCGCGUCACCAUAGUAAAAUAUCACAAAUCUGAGUGGAAUUUGGAGUUUCAAAAUUAAUACAUUUAUUACUACGUUAGUUUUAGCCGCUCUUUCGAAGCCAGAUUCGGUACAUGUUGUCGUAAACCUGAAUCGUUUUGUCCAUGGAAAAACUGGAAGUGAGAUGAUUUCUUACACCGUUAUCGGUUGUGUCGGAGAUUUAUAUCACGAGCGAGGAGCUAACGAAUUCUAACUCCCAACAUCUGCGACUGCUGGGAUUCUCUGCAGUAGAAUUAUUCAAAGCCAGAAUGGGUAUUUUCACUGGUUUGGGAUUUUUUUUCGCCUCCGGAACACCAGAAAAGGCGAAGUUAGUGGCUAUGGCCGAGGGUGCACGCGUCGUUUCCUCCGUUCUCGACGAUCCGACGCACGUUGUCGCGGAUUCUUGCGAAGCCCCGGAAGUCACUGAAGCUAAAGACUGCCUUUGCAAUGUUAUCAUCGUCAAGAGUACGUGGAUCGAAUUGUCCGCAAAGACAUCCCGUGUACUCCCUACAAAAGCAUUUUCGCCUGAACCCAAGCAACUAUUCAACGCACUGCGGAUUUGCGUUUCACAGAUCGCGCCAAAUGAUUCGGUGGUUUUAUGGGCAGCUAUCGAAUGUUACGGUGGAAUUUGUGUAUCUCAGUUGGAUAGCAGUGUUACACAUCUGGUAACUGGUCGGGCCGCUGGGAAAAAAUACACAAAAGCAAUGGAGGAAAAGAGAAUCGGCAUUGUUACUCCGGACUGGAUUACUGAUUGUAUUCGGGAUCAGAUUCUCCAUCCACUUGAGAGUUAUCAUCCUCAGUGGUUGAUCGAACCCGAUCCUCCGCAGUUGUCCCUUCAUCCUGGCGACGAAAUGAUUGCGUCUCUUUUACCUCCCGAUUUGGCUGAUUUGCUGGAUUCGGAUUUUGUUACUCCGAUGACUACAACUACACAAGCUCAAAUGAUCGAUCCGCAGUCCGUUCCUAUGAACCAUAUUUCUGCUCCUUCCAUGGAUAUGGAUCCCAGUAAAUUGAUGGGGCAGAAUAUGGGGAACAUGACCGGUAGCAGACCUCAGUUUAUCCCCAGUGAUAUGAUGAACCAAAAUCGCAUGAUGGCACAGCAAGUCCAAGGAAAUGCUUCGUUAGUGCGUCCACAGACUAAGACCGCUUUGGCAAGAUUUCUAAACACUCGUCAUAGUUCCCAGAGCCAGGAUCAAGUAACAAAUAAUAACAAUCCAGGAAUGGCUAUGAACCAUGCCUUGGUGCCUAUGCCUCCGCAAAUGCCCGAGCCGGGGCAAAUUCAGGCUGCACAACAACAGCAGCAACAACAACAACAGCAGCAACAGCAACACUGGCAAUGGAAACAGGCUCAGUCUCCGACACACCAGCAGCUGCAGUAUGCUCCUCCGACUAUGACACCGAUGCCGAAUCAGAUGGUCGGCGUCACCGUCUCGCAACAUCAGCAGCCUAUGCAACAUCAAGCAAGUUAUCAGCAAAUGCAAAUGGGGCAACUUCAACCAAAUCCACAACAGCAAAUGCAUCAGCAGGUCUAUCAGAUGCAGCAGACGCAUCAAAUGCAGUACGCACCCAACAUGGCGGUGCGUCCAGUACUACAGACCCAGAUGUCAGUGGAAAGGCCUCAAGUGCCUAGCCGGCCGGUGCCACUUGCAGAUCCGGUUUAUGUGGGAUUUGAUUUUCCUCACGUUCCUCCAAUGAAAUUUCUUAUCGGAUGCAAGAUUGUGCUGCCAGCUCUCAAAGAUAUCCAUAAUCCAGAUGGACGGGUGUUAAGGAAUAUGGAAACAGUCAUAAAGAAGUAUGGGGGACAGAUUGUUCCGCUGGAUGCAAUGCAGACGGCUACUCAUGUGAUAUGUGACACGCAAUUAAGCCCAAUAGCGCAAACGGCACUGAAAGCGCAGAAACGUGUUGUGACGAUGUACUGGUUGAAUGACUGCUAUCGUAAGGGUGAAAUGCGGCCUCCAUGGCGGUUUUCUCAUCUUCCCUGUCCGUUUACUGAUGACAAUAAGCCGCUCCAUGAUAAGAUUAUCACGGUAACUGGCUUCCACGAUGAGGAACGUGAGGAUGUCAUUGCUCUGCUUCUCACUCUUGGAGCCCGAUAUCAGCCGUUUUUGGAUAGGAACGCUUUUGCUAUGAUUUGCAGAGUAGCUAGUGGGAAAAAGUAUUCGAAAGCCGCGGAGUGGAGCAUCCCUGUGGUCAAUGUUGAUUGGCUGCACGAUUUGUGGAAUAGAGACCCCAAACCCCUGACGAUGAUGAGCAAGGAUCCGCGAUAUGUGCUUUCUAAUGAAAAGGACCCCCCUUCCCUGGACCUGACGGGAGCCAACGUGAAACGUCUGCCGCAACUUUUGAUGGCGGCUUGGAUCCAUCCAGUCCCGGUUCCACCAGACGCACAGGCGAAAUUCAGUAGUACGGCAAAGGGGCGUCCAAUCAAUCCCCAAAAUCCUAAGAAAAGGAUCAAGAAGCAAAUGAUGGACAAUGAAUGCAAAAAGAAACGGAAACUUGGCCCGGUUGUUAUAUUGUUUGAUGGAGUUGAGAAAUCGGAAGAAAACAAGUUGAUAAAGAGUCUAAAAGGACUGGGACCAGCAACAGCCUCGAUUACGGAAAAGUUCCAUGUUUGCACUCAUUUGGUUGCGCCAAGGAUUUCCCGAACACCAAGGUUUUUGAUCGCAUUCAGUGUCUGUCGAUGCGUGGUCACGCCGAAAUGGAUAAACGAUUCGGUGGAAGGUGGAAAAUUACUGGAAACCGAUGAGUAUAUUUUACAAGAUCAGGAAAUGGAGAAUAGAGAAUCGUUUACAUUACGCGAAGCCCUUGAAAGGAAAAGCAUUUUGAGCCAGAAUGGGAUCCAGGUGUUCACCAACGUGAAUUUUUAUAUUACUCCUCGAGUGUAUCCUCAAGUGGAUACGCUGUCGGAGAUCAUCGAGGCUUUUGGGGGAAAGGCUGUAAAGCAUCGCAUGCCGAAGUUGGAAGAUUUGAAAAUGCAUGGGAAGAACGGCGUCUAUUACGUGGUGAUAGCAACUGUGGCUGAUUUUAAGGACUUGGCUGGGUUGAUCAACACAGGACAUCCUAUUUAUUCUGCGGAACUGAUCAUAUCAUCUGUUAUAAAGCAGCGGAUUGACUGGAAUGCUCAUAGACUGGAUUUCUCUAAAGCACCCGUAUGACCUUAUGAAACAGGAAUUGAGUGUCCAUAACCAAAGAAGUGUUUUCUCCCGAAUCUCUUAACUGUGAUAGAAACUUUUUUGUUUUGUGCAGGUAUGCAAUCUUUUUGGUCUUGAUGGCAUGUACGUAGAAUAGUUUUUUGGUGCAGUUUCCAAAACGCAUAUCCGUAUUGGAGUGCUAAUUUAUUAGUUUUGCUGAGACUUUUGUCGGAGGUUUAAGUCACUAUAUACGAGUAAAAAUUGACAAUUCGUA
This is a messenger RNA of Paramacrobiotus metropolitanus, 3441 nucleotides long. RefSeq names its product PAX-interacting protein 1-like. Bases 312 to 3191 code for a protein of 959 amino acids. NCBI's taxonomy places the organism in Eukaryota, Metazoa, Tardigrada, Eutardigrada, Parachela, Macrobiotidae. Gene Ontology annotation, cellular component: MLL3/4 complex. The record is from RefSeq and is a predicted model, not a curated record. The transcript has 17 exons.